UCUCAGUGCCGCAGGAAGAACCGUGGGACAAACCACCCCUUGGAAAGCUGGCCAUGCCGGAAGCUGCGGGGAUCCCCCCGCCAAAAUCCACGAGGUGACAUAGGACUCAGGACCCAGGAGCAUGACGCUUGAGGGGCGAGAGGCAGCUGGCCAGCCUCAAGCCGCCCUGGGGCCCCCAGCCAAUGGCAGUGGGCCAAGCCAGGAGUUGGAAGGCCAUUGGCCAGAAAUCCCGGAGAGGUCCCCAUGUGUGGCUGGUGUCAUCCCUGUCAUCUACUACAGCAUCCUGCUGGGCCUGGGGCUGCCUGUCAACCUCCUGACCACAGUGGCCUUGGCCCGGCUGGCCGCCAGGACCAGGAAACCCUCCUACUACUACCUUCUGGCGCUCACAGUCUCGGAUAUCGUCACCCAGGUGGUCAUCGUGUUCGUGGGUUUCCUCCUGCAGGGCGCCGUGCUGGCCCGGGAGGUGCCCCGGGCUGUGGUGCGCACGGCCAACAUCCUGGAGUUUGCUGCCAACCAUGCCUCCGUCUGGAUUGCUGUCCUGCUCACGGUCGACCGGUACAGCGCCCUGUGCCAUCCCCUGCACCACCGGGCCGCCUCAUCCCCAGGCCGGACCCGCCGAGCCAUCGUCGCUGUCCUCGGUGCUGCCCUGCUGACCGGCAUCCCCUUCUACUGGUGGCUGGAUGUGUGGAGGGACGCGGACCCCCCCAGCAUGAUGGAUGAGGCGCUCAAGUGGGCUCACUGUCUCAUCGUCUACUUCAUCCCUUGUGGCGUUUUCCUGGUCACCAACUCGGCCAUCAUCUGCCGGCUGCGGAGGAGGAGCCAGAGUGGGCUGCGGCCCCGGGUGGGCAAGGGUACAGCUAUCCUCCUGGGCGUCACCACGCUCUUCACCCUCCUUUGGGCACCCCGGAUCUUUGUCAUGCUCUACCACCUGUAUGUGGCCCCUGUCCACCGGGACUGGAGGGUCCACCUGGCCUUGGAUGUGGCCAACAUGGCGGCCAUGCUCAACACAGCAGUCAACUUCAGCCUCUACUGCUUUGUCAGCAAGACUUUCCGGGCCACCAUCCGAGAGGUCAUCCAUGAUGCCCACGUGCCCUGCAUCCUGGGGUCACAGCCAGAGGGCAUGGUGGUGGAACCUGUGCUAAAGCCCCCGGGAAUUCCCAAAGGGGCAGAAUUGUAGAGGAGGGGCCCAGCCAGGGUGCUCGGGUGUGGCUCAGGGCCAGAUAUACUGCUGCCUUUGUGGUGUGCCCACAAAACUGUGAC
This is a messenger RNA of Neofelis nebulosa (Clouded leopard), 1260 nucleotides long. RefSeq names its product G protein-coupled receptor 142 (gene GPR142). Gene Ontology annotation, molecular function: G protein-coupled receptor activity. Bases 122 to 1177 code for a protein of 351 amino acids. Gene Ontology annotation, cellular component: membrane. Lineage: Eukaryota; Metazoa; Chordata; Mammalia; Carnivora; Felidae. The transcript has 3 exons. The record is from RefSeq and is a predicted model, not a curated record. Gene Ontology annotation, biological process: G protein-coupled receptor signaling pathway.